CUUCUAUUGCAUCAACCUGUAAUGAUCCUGGGACACCACAGAAUGGCACUAGAUACGGAGACAGCAGAGAGCCUGGAGACACUACCACCUUUCAGUGUGACCCUGGCUAUCAACUUCAAGGACAGGCUAAAAUUACAUGUGUGCAGCUGAAUAACCGAUUCUUCUGGCAACCUGAUCCUCCUAUGUGCAUAGCUGCAUGUGGAGGAAACCUGACAGGCCCAGCAGGAGUUAUUUUAUCUCCUAACUAUCCACAGCCUUAUCCUCCUGGGAAAGAAUGUGACUGGAGAAUAAAAGUAAACCCUGACUUUGUCAUUGCCUUGAUAUUCAAAAGUUUCAGUAUGGAACCCAGUUAUGAUUUUCUACAUAUUUAUGAAGGGGAGGAUUCCAACAGUCCUCUAAUUGGCAGUUUUCAAGGCUCACAGGCUCCUGAAAGAAUAGAGAGCAGUGGUAACAGUCUGUUUCUGGCUUUUCGCAGUGAUGCUUCUGUUGGAAUGUCAGGAUUUGCCAUUGAUUAUAAAGAAAAGCCACGGGAAGCUUGUUUUGAUCCUGGAAACAUCAUGAAUGGGACAAGAAUCGGAACAGACUUUAAGCUUGGUUCAACUAUCACUUACCAGUGUGAUUCUGGAUAUAAGAUUAUCGAUGCUUCAACUAUAACGUGUGUAAUUGGCGCAGAUGGAAAGCCAGCAUGGAACAGAGCGUUGCCAUCUUGUGACGCACCAUGUGGAGGGCAGUAUACUGGAUCAGAGGGAGUGGUUUUAUCACCAAGUUAUCCUCAUAAUUACACUGCUGGACAGACUUGCCAUUAUUCAAUAACUGUACCUAAAGAAUUUGUUGUAUUUGGACAAUUUGCCUAUUUUCAGACAGCUUUGAAUGAUGUGGCAGAAUUAUUUGAUGGAGAAAGCUCUCAGGCUAGACUUCUUAGUUCACUGUCUGGAUCCCACUCAGGAGAGACAUUGCCUUUGGCUACAUCUAAUCAAAUUCUUCUGCGAUUCAGUGCUAAGAGUGGGGCAUCAGCCAGGGGGUUCCACUUUGUUUACCAAGCUGUUCCACGCACAAGUGAUACGCAGUGUAGCUCAGUUCCAGAGCCUAGGUAUGGAAGGAGAAUCGGCUCCGAGUUUUCAGCAGGCUCUGUUGUUCGAUUUGAGUGUAGUCCUGGCUAUCUGCUACAAGGCUCAAAAGCUAUCCGAUGUCAGUCUGUGCCUAAUGCCUUAGCUCAGUGGAAUGACACAGUACCAACCUGUGUAGUGCCAUGCAGUGGGAAUUUUACUGAGCGGAGAGGUACUAUUCUUUCACCAGGUUACCCUGAACCUUAUGGUAACAGCUUGAAUUGUGUGUGGAAAAUCAUAGUGACUGAGGGAUCAGGUAUUCAGAUCCAGGUCAUCAGCUUUGCCACUGAACAUAAUUGGGACUCUCUUGAAAUAUAUGAUGGUGGAGAUAUGACAGCACCGCGUCUUGGGAGCUUUUCAGGUACAACUGUGCCAGCAUUGUUGAAUAGCACCUCCAAUCAACUUUACCUGCAUUUUCACUCUGACAUUAGUGUGGCAGCAGCGGGUUUUCACCUGGAAUACAAAACUGUGGGUCUUGCUGCCUGUCCAGAACCAGUAAUACCUAGCAAUGGGAUCAAAUCAGGAGAUAGAUAUAUGGUGAAUGAUGUUUUGUCAUUUCAGUGUGAGCCAGGAUAUACGUUACAGGGUCGUUCCCAUAUUUCUUGUAUGCCAGGGACAGUCCGACGCUGGAAUUAUCCAUCUCCUCUCUGCAUUGCUAAGUGUGGUGGAACACUGACAAACAUGGGUGGCGUGAUCCUGAGCCCAGGUUUUCCUGGAAAUUACCCUAGUAACUUAGACUGUACAUGGAAAAUUUUCUUGCCUAUUGGGUAUGGUGCACACAUUCAGUUUCUGAAUUUCUCCACUGAAGCAAAUCACGAUUUCCUUGAAAUUCAGAAUGGGCCUUACCACACCAGCUCUAUGAUCGGCCAGUUUAGUGGAAUGGAACUCCCAUCACCCUUGCUAAGUACUACUCAUGAAACACUUGUCCAUUUUUACAGUGAUCACUCAGAAAACAGGCAAGGAUUUAAGCUGACAUACCAAGCUUAUGAGUUACAGAACUGCCCUGAUCCUCCUCCUUUUUUGAAUGGAUACAUAGUCAACUCAGAUUACAGUGUGGGUCAGUCAGUAUCAUUUGAAUGCUACCCUGGAUAUGUUUUGAGGGGUCAGCCUGUUCUCACAUGCCAACAUGGAAUCAACAGAAAUUGGAACUAUCAUUUCCCCAGAUGCGAAGCUCCUUGUGGCUAUAAUGUAACUGCUCAGAAUGGUACAGUUUAUUCCCCAGGAUUUCCAGAUGAAUACCCAAAUUCCAAGGACUGUACUUGGUUAAUUACUGUACCUCCAGGCCAUGGGAUUUAUAUCAACUUUACUUUACUCCAAACUGAACCUGUGAAUGACUACAUUGCAGUUUGGGAUGGUCCUGACCAUAAUUCGCCUCAGCUGGGAGUUUUCAGUGGGAACACAGCUCUGGAAACAGCUUACAGUUCCACCAAUCAAGUCCUUCUCAAAUUUCACAGUGAUUUUUCAACAGGAGGAUUCUUUGUCCUGAAUUUUCAUGCAUAUCAGCUGAAGAAGUGCCAGCCUCCACCCACAGUUCCACAUGCAGAUUUGUUUAUAGAAGAUGAUGACUUUGAAAUAGGAGAUUUUGCGAAGUACAGAUGCAAUCCUGGUUUCACCCUUGUUGGACAAGAUAUAUUAACCUGCAAACUGAGUGCACGGUUGCAGUUUGAAGGAUCCUCUCCAUUUUGUGAAGCACAAUGUCCAGUGAAUGAAAUCCGUACAGAAUCAUCAGGAGUCAUCCUCAGUCCAGGUUACCCAGGCACCUAUCCCAACUCUCAGACCUGUUCUUGGACUAUAAAGGUUGAGCCAGGAUAUAACAUCUCCAUCUUUGUAGAAAUGUUUCAAAGUGAAAAGCAAUUUGAUGAGUUGGAAGUAUUUGAUGGUUCUUCUGGGCAAAGCCCUUUACUGGUGUCUUUGAGUGGAAAUCAUACUGGACAACUGAACUUUACAAGCAAAAUGAAUCAGCUGUAUCUUCGCUGGUCAACUGAUCAUGCAACCAGCAAGAAAGGAUUUAAGAUCCGUUACUCAGCUCCCUAUUGCAGCUUAAACAGUGUCUUGAGGAAUGGUGGAAUUGUAAAUAAAACAGGUGGUCCUGCUGGAAGUAAAGUUCGCUAUUACUGCAAACCUGGGUAUAGAAUGAUUGGUCACAACAAUUCGACAUGUAGGCGUCACCAAAAUGGCAUGUAUCAGUGGGAUUCUCCUGUGCCAAUCUGCCAAGCCGUAUCUUGUGGUAUUCCUGAAUCUCCUGGGAAUGGUUCAGUUAUAGGUAAUGAAUUCACUUUGGGCAGUAGAUUGAUAUAUGAAUGUAAUGAGGGCUUCAAGCUAGAAUCUACUCAACAAGCAACAGCAGUGUGUCAAGAAGAUGGAUUAUGGAGCAACAAAGGGAGGCUACCUGUUUGCAAAUCUGUAACUUGUCCCAGCAUAGAUACUCUGCUCUCAGAACAUGUUGUCUGGAGACUGAUUUCUGGGUCACUGAAUGAGUAUGGAGCUCAAGUCAUGCUCAGCUGCAGUCCUGGAUAUUAUUUAUUGGGUCAAAGACUCAUACAGUGCAGGACUAAUGGAACCUGGAGUGUAGGCAAUGAAAGGCCAAGUUGCAAGGUUAUCUCCUGUGGUGGUCUUCCAUCUCCACCAAAUGGAAAUAAGAUUGGAACCUUAACAGUAUAUGGAGCUACUGCAAUAUUCACCUGUAACACAGGAUACACAUUGGUUGGUUCUCACGUGAGAGAAUGCUUGGCAAACGGUCUCUGGAGUGGUACUGAAACUCAGUGCCUAGCUGGUCACUGUGGUUCUCCGGAUCCAAUUGUAAAUGGUCAUAUUAGUGGAGAUGGUUUCAGUUAUCGUGAUACCGUAGUCUACCAGUGUAACCCUGGCUUUCGACUUGUUGGUACAUCUGUCAGAAUUUGCCUACAGGAUCAUAGGUGGUCUGGACAAACUCCUGUCUGUGUCCCAAUCACAUGUGGACAUCCUGGGAAUCCAGCUCAUGGAAUGACUAAUGGCACUGAGUUCAAUUUAAAUGAUGUUGUAAAUUUUACUUGCAACACUGGAUACUUACUUCAGGGUGCUUCUCGAGCACAGUGCCGAAGCAAUGGGCAGUGGAGUAGCCCUUUACCCAACUGCCGAG
Messenger RNA from Opisthocomus hoazin, 4224 nucleotides. Lineage: Eukaryota; Metazoa; Chordata; Aves; Opisthocomiformes; Opisthocomidae. The record is from RefSeq and is a predicted model, not a curated record.